Messenger RNA from Cladocopium goreaui, 1344 nucleotides. The record is from the annotation of a GenBank genome assembly. Lineage: Eukaryota; Dinophyceae; Suessiales; Symbiodiniaceae.
AUGGCGGCAGCGACCAAACGCCAGAGCCGCACUCAGAGGAAGGCGAGGGGUGGUGCCCGUGGUGGCUUCGAGACCCUGAAGUCUGAGGAGAUCUUCACCGAGGCCAAGGAUUUGAUGCCAGGUGGUGUGUCCAGCCCUGUGCGAGCCUUCAAGUCGGUGGGUGGCAACCCCGUGGUCUUUGACCGAGUGAAGGGUGCCUAUGCUUGGGAUGUGGAUGGCAACCAGUACGUUGACUAUGUGGGCACCUGGGGCCCUGCCAUCAUUGGCCAUGCAGAUGACAAGGUCCUGAAGGCCUUGAGCACUCAGAUGGAGAAGGGCACCUCUUUCGGUGCUCCUUGUGCCCUGGAAAACGAGCUGGCCAAGAUGGUCAUCGACGCCGUCCCCUCAGUGGAGAUGGUGCGCUUCACCAACAGCGGCACGGAAGCCUGCAUGGGCAUGCUGCGAUUGGUGCGAGCCUUCACCAAGCGCGAUGUGGUGGUGAAGUUUGAAGGCUGCUACCAUGGCCAUGGCGAUGCCUUCCUGGUGCAGGCUGGCUCCGGUGUUGCCACCCUGGGCCUACCAGACUCUCCUGGUGUGCCAAAAGGCGCCACCACCAGCACCCUGUGCGCGGAGUACAACAACUUGGAAUCCGUGGAGGAGCUCCUGAAGAACAACGAGGUGGCUGCCGUGAUCCUGGAGCCAGUGGUGGGCAACAGCGGCUUCAUCCCACCCACCAAGGAGUUCCUGGUUGGUCUUAGGGAGUUGACCACCAAGUACGGUGCCCUGUUGGUCUUUGAUGAAGUCAUGACCGGCUUCCGCAUCGCCUAUGGAGGAGCCCAGGAGCAUUUUGGGGUGACACCCGAUGUGACCACCAUGGGCAAGGUCAUUGGUGGUGGCCUGCCAGUGGGCGCCUAUGGGGGCCGCAAGGACAUCAUGGAGAUGGUGGCACCUGCAGGCCCCAUGUACCAAGCAGGCACGCUGAGUGGUAACCCUCUGGCAAUGACGGCUGGCAUUGAGACCUUGAAGAGGUUGAAGGAGCCAGGAAGCUAUGAGUACCUGGACAAGAUCACCGGCAAACUCAUCAACGGCAUUUUGGAUGCUGCCAAGGAGCACGGCCACCAGGUUUGCGGAGGUCACAUCAGCGGCAUGUUCGGCUUCUUCUUCUGCGAGGGCCCUGUGACCUGUUUCGCGGAUGCCACCAAGAGUGACACUGAGAAGUUUGCCAAGUGGCAUCGCAUGAUGCUGCAGAAGGGCAUCUACUUGGCACCCUCGCAGUACGAGGCGGGCUUCACCUCCUUGGCGCACACCGAGGAGGACAUCGACAGGACCAUCGCGGCGGCAAAGGAGGUCUUCGCGGCCCUCUGA